ACUAAGUGAAGUGGUGCAUUGCAGCACAUGAGAUAGGGUCUGUGCUGAUGCAAACUCUUCACUGCCUUUCUGAACGGUCUGUCUGAGAAGUCAUAGGCAUGGCCCCCUCCUAUGCAGAGCCAGAAUACUACUCCUGGUAGCUGAUAGUAGAGAGAAUCCUAGGGGCUUGAAGGGAAGCUGGUGUAUCAGGUUGUGGCUGCAGGAACAAAGUGCAUCAGGAGGCAGAAGAUGCUGUAUUCCAGCCUUCAUUCAUCCAUACCACGGCCCAGGGGUCAGCGGGCCCAGCAAGCAGCUUUGGUGUUGCUGGCAGCCUGCCUGGUGGUUCUUUGGGGGCUUGGGGAGUCCCCAGUCCACACUCUCCGUUGCCUGGUACUCUACUUAGCUACUCUACAGUUUGAACUGCUGUUGAAAAGGAUUUGCUGUCUGGCUGAAGAGGUGUGUCACAUUCAGUCCAGGUACCAAGGAAGCUACUGGAAGGCUAUAAGGGCCUGUUUGGGAUGCCCCAUUCGCCAUGGAGCCCUGCUGCUGCUGUCCUGUUAUUUCUACCCAUCCCUCCGAAACAUCACUGGCCUGUCCCUCGGCUGGGUGCUUGUCAUUUUGGUCCUCUCACAGGCUCUGAGCAUCCUCCUGGGCCUUCAGAGCCUGACUCCAGUUGAGAUCUCAGCAGUUUCUGAAAAAAGGAACCUUAAUGUGGCCCAAGGGCUGGCAUGGUCGUAUUACAUAGGGUACCUGAGGCUGAUCCUGCCAGGGCUCCAGGCUCGGAUCCAAACUUACAAUCAGCUCCAUAACAACAUACUACAGGGUGCAGGAAGCCAAAGGUUGUACAUCCUCAUCCCAUUGGACUGUAGGGUACCUGAUGACCUGAGUGUGGCUGAUCCCAACAUCCGAUUCCUGCACAUGCUGCCCCAGCAGAGCAUUGACCGUGCUGGCGUCAAGGGGAGGAUUUACUCCAACAGUGUCUAUGAGCUUCUGGAAAAAGGGCAGCCAGCAGGCACUUGUGUCCUGGAGUAUGCCACACCGCUGCAGACUCUGUUUGCCAUGUCACAAGAUGGUAGAGCUGGCUUUAGCCGGGAGGAGCGACUGGAGCAGGCCAAACUCUUCUGCCGGACACUUGAAGACAUCUUGACUGAUGUUCCUGAAUUUCAGAACAACUACCGCCUCGUUGUAUAUCCAGAACCUGCAGAGGGAAACAGCUUCUCACUAUCCCAGGAGGUUCUCCAGCACCUGCGGCAGGAGGAGAGAGAGGAGAUUACCGUGAGAAGCUUCCAGACCUCAGUGAUGCCUCCUUAUUCCGUGCUGUCCCAAGAACCCAAGCUCCUCAUCAGUGACAUGGAACAGCCCCUCCCACUACGCACAGAUCUCAUCUGAGGCCCAGGGCAUCUCUCCUGACUCUCAGGACUCCCAAGACUGAUCUGAGUGCUUCUUUUAGUGGCUGGAGUCCCAGCAGUUAUUUUUUCCCACUUUACAGAGAAGGUCCCUGAACUUGACAUCUCUAGAAAAGUCCUACAUUUCUUGGGCAAGUCAAUUCUUUCUGAGCCUUAGUCUCCUCUGUGAUGUAGGAUUAUAACUGCUCCUCCGGCCACCUCCACAGGAGUGUUGUAAAAGACUAUAUAUGUGUAGGGUGUUUUAUAAACUAAGGGCCAGUUAAACUUAAAGCAUGUGCCAGGCUUGUCCCAUUGGCUAUCUAGGCCUCCUCUACCUUGAGCUGACCUAUCUACAUGGUAUCAACAAACUCCCUUUGUCCUCAAGCUUCUGGACAUGUUGGCUCAAUGGGGAGGUCCAGCAAGAGACUGGGGAGAAGGAGAGAUGUAGCCAGGGUAUUUAUUUCCCCUGCUCCCUUCCUGAGUAUCAAAGUCACUGUGGGUUCUCCUGCCAGGUAACCUUCACAGUAAAUCCUCUCUCUAGGUUUCUGGCAGAGCUUCUAGCAAUGCUAUUGGUUCUCCAUUGGAGAACUGCUGUUUGUUUGUUUUUGUCGGGCUUGGGGCCUGAACUCUGGGCCUGGGUGCUAUCCCUGAG
This is a messenger RNA of Dipodomys ordii (Ord's kangaroo rat), 2016 nucleotides long. RefSeq names its product transmembrane protein 173 (gene Sting1). Bases 229 to 1368 code for a protein of 379 amino acids. Gene Ontology annotation, cellular component: endoplasmic reticulum membrane; autophagosome. The transcript is spliced from 8 exons. Gene Ontology annotation, biological process: innate immune response; defense response to virus; reticulophagy. Gene Ontology annotation, molecular function: cyclic-di-GMP binding; 2',3'-cyclic GMP-AMP binding. The record is from RefSeq and is a predicted model, not a curated record. Lineage: Eukaryota; Metazoa; Chordata; Mammalia; Rodentia; Heteromyidae.